UCAUGCUCAGCAGCAAAAUGGCCGCCCGUCAACCGACUGACUCCACAGCGCUUUGAAAUUUUAAUUCUUCUGCACAUUAGGGUUUACACUAUUACGACGUCAGUACUUAUUUACACACCAGUAGCUCGGUACGCGUGCAUUUCUAAUCAUCUGCCACUCGCGUUGACUGUCCGCACGAGCGUCGCUGUUCUUGUUGCCGCGACGAAUGCCUCAAAAAGCGAGGAAAGAAAAUCGCACUUAAGCACUUUAGCUAAGCUAGCUAGCACGCGAGCUUUUCUUCAUAUGUGAUUCCAGAGAAGAAACGAGUAUCGGGACAUGAGCAGUAGUUCAUGGAAGACAAGAAAAGGAAAAAAGACGACAAAAGGAAAAGGGAAGCCUCUCAGAAGGCCACAGAACAAAAAAACAAAGUGCCAGACUUGACCAAGCCGGUGUCUGCCCAGUCUCCUGCCACUCAGAGCAGCUCUGCCUCCCCCAGCCCUGGACCCACCCCCUCUGCCUCCCCAUCCCCAGCCACCUUGGGCCCUGGCAGUGCUGCCAGCCCGUCACAGGGCGGCAACAAUGCCAAGCGCCUGGCGGUGGCCAACGGACAGCCAACCUCCACCACCAUUUCUUCCUCCACCGCUGGCGGCCCCGGUGCUGCUGGAAACGGCAGUACGAGUAGCGGAGGCGGAGCUCAAGCGCCUCAGCAGCAACCGCGCUACAUGCCGAGAGAAGUGCCACCGCGAUUCCGCUGCCAGCAGGACCAUAAAGUGCUACUGAAGAGGGGUCAGCCGCCACUGUCCUCCAUGCUGCUUGGAGGAGGAGGAGGAGGAGGAGGAGGAGGAGAUGGCCCCAAUGCAAACAUGGCUGCUGUCUCAGAUUCUGGUGCAGCUGCCUCAUCCUCAUUGGCCCUCACCUCAUCAGUUGCUGCUUCUACUACUACUACUUCUAAUUAUGCAAAUUCCAUGUGGGGGGCAAGCUCAGGCAGCCAAGUCUCCUCUCAGGGCAGGGAGAAGGUGAUCGUGGAUGGCAACGACCUGGAGGAAUGGCCGAGCAUCGCUGGCAGUGAAGGGGUAGGAGCUUCUUUCACUGGGGCUGGAGGGGUCAGCAGCAACAAUGGGAUUCCUGUGAACGGCAUUAGUGCCUCUGGCAACCAAUCCUCACCCACUUCCUCGUUCUCUUUGCCCAAUGAAUGUAUGCAGUCGUCCAACGGUGUGGCGUGGGGGACGGCUGCCUCCCCGGGUCAUCUCGGAGGAGGAAAUGCAGUAGCUUCAGCUGGGCCUCCGCUACAACAGCCCUCCUCACUUUCCAAAGCCUCCGCUGUGCCAGGGAGCCAUGAUGCCAGUGGCCCCGUUGACGGCAGCAGUGGGAUUCCAGGUGCCAACUUCAAUCCAAAUGCCAACCCUUCGGCCUGGCCUGCCCUGGUACAGCAGGAUGGGCCCGCUGCUGCAGGGGAAGGAGGUCCGUCUUCCUUCCAUCACCAGGGCCCAGGAGGGUCUUUAUCUGCCAACAACUCUGCUUCCCUGAGCCUGGCGUUGGGAGGCGGGUCAGCCGGGGUGCUGGGGGGUCCCCCACCUUUAUCUGUGAAUCAAUCAAGCACCCAUCAGCGGCAACUUCACCAAAUGCAAUCCAGAGACCGAGAGAUGGGAGUGGGCAAGUGGGACAGCGAAUCAGCGGGACCAAAAAUCGUAGGGGGGGAAGGGAUUGGUGCAGGAAUGGACCGUGGUGUGGGAGGAAGCGAGAUGAGUGUGGGAGACCACAGCCUUGCCUCCUCGUGGAGAGGCCAGUCUUCUUAUGCUGCAGCUAACUCCAAAUUGGGUGCCUCAAGGACUGAUGGAUGGGAGGCUGGAGUAGGUGGCACAGGGGGAUUCGAAGCUGCUGAAGGAGAUAAUGGGACCUCGGGUUGGGGGUAUCAGAGUUCAACUAGUGGGGUUGGUGCUUGGGGCAGUGCUGGAACUGAGGGAAACAGUAGUCAAACCUCCGGGGUAUCUCAGGGAGGGUGGGGGUCAUCAGGAGUCGGAGGAGAGAGAGGAGUUUCUGGUGGUGAAUGGGGUGGGAGCUCCACUGGUAUUGGUGGCGCUAAUUCAGGAGGGGAGGGAAUUGCUGGAGCAUGCAGCAGUAACAGCAGCAGUAGUGGGGGCAGCACAGCUGGCAACGCCCCAGCCACCUCUUCCUCUUCCUCAACAGCCACCACUAUGACCAGAGCUUGGGACAAUCACAAGGGGGAAAGUGAAACGGGGGAAUGGGGUGGGGGAGUAGAACCACAGGGAGCACAGGGAGGAUCUUCCUCUAGUGGUGGAAAUUCGAGAAAUGGGGCCGAGCCCAACAGUAGACACAGUUGUCCUCCCCACCCUGAACCUAACGCUGAAGCUGCCUUAGAAAACCUGCUCAGCCGGUCUGAUCUGGACCCUCGCGUGCUGUCCAACACGGGCUGGGGCCAAACACAGAUCCGACAAAACACGUCCUGGGACUUUGAAGAACAUGGACGACAGAGUAAAGGUAGAUCAUCAUCAUCAGCUACAUCAAAACACGCAUCUUCUCUUGGUGGUUCUUCUCAGUAUUCUGGUGGACCCAGGACUCUAAUCACUGAUUCAAUGGGUCCAGGGGUCAAUCCCUCCCUGGUUCCAUCUGCUGGGUCGUCCGGAGAGGGCUGGGAGAGCAGCAACAGUAGCAGUAGUGGGGCCUCCCUGUCUGGGAGAGCCCCACCAACUUCAGGCCCCAACAUGAGGAAUCUUGGCGUCUCACAAUCUGGGCCAGUGACCAAAACAGGACCCGGAAUGGGGUCGGGUGUAAUGCCAGGACAUAGCCAGCAGGGUAAGGCUACAGGCUGGGGUGGAGGAGGGAUGGGGGCCGGGGAUACCCAGCAGGCCAAGAGCUGGGGAAACGAGGAAUGGAGAGACGGUGGUAGUGGUAGAGGAGGAAAUGGAGGAGGGCGGGGUGAUGUUGGGCAACAGGGCGACUCGGUGAGUGCAGGCUGGGGAGGAAAUAAGGAGGAGAAAGGGGCAGGGGGGUGGAAAGAAAUGGGAGGGAAUGGAGGAGGCAGUGGAUGGGGAGCAGGCCAGAAGGUUGGGGCAGGUAGGGACUGGGGAGAGCAACAGUCCAAAUCAAAUAGCGGAGGAGGGGGAUGGGAGGAUGACAGGAAGAAUGGAGGCGGAAACUCAGGUGGGGAUUCAGGUGUGGGUAGUUGGGGCAGCUGGGAUGAGGGUGCUCCGCGGAGAACCUGGGGAGCAGGUGGCACAGGAGGAGGAGGGGGAGGAGGAGGAGGGGGCUUGGGGUCUAAACCCCAUCAAAGUUGGAGUGGAGGAAACAAAAUGCACCAGAUGCCAAACAGCCAGCCGGGUUCCAUCACAGCUCCGCAGGCACAACAGCAACAGCAACAAUCACAGCCCCGCAAUCAGCAUCCGCAGCGACAACCAGCGUUGGACCAAGGGGCUAUGCAAGGGGUCGGGGGUCGGAAACCCAUCUCUCAAGCCCAGAAUCAGAACCAAAACUCAGGCUGGACCUCAGGGCCCAUUCCUGGCAGCUCCGGUGGAGGUGGAUCUGGAUCUGAACCAAGCGGAUGGGAGGAACCCUCGCCGCAGUCUAUAAGCAGAAAGAACGAGAUAGAUGAUGGAACAUCAGCAUGGGGCGACCCAACCCAUUACAACUACAAGCCAGUCAACCUGUGGGAUAAGAACGGCGCCCCUGCUGGACAGCAGCCACAUGACCAGCAGCCACAUAGCCAGGUUCAGCCUCAAACUCAAGCUCAAGCUCAGGCUCAGGCUCAGGCUCAGGCUCAAGCUAAGCAACAACAACAGCAACAACAACAACAGCAACAACAGCAACAACAACCACCUCCAAUACAGCAGCAGCCUAGCAGACAAGCUGCAGCACUUGGAGGUAACAGAGACUUCAACACUGGCCAUGGACCGGUAAAAACUUCAGCUAUUGGGCCGUCAGGUUGGGGUGGUACUUCUCCAACGAGUCCUUCAAUAGACAAUGGCACAGCAGCGUGGGGAAAGACGACUGACGCACCUUCUGGUUGGGGAGACCCCGACGACGCUGAAGGGAAGACGGCGGGCUGGGGCAACCCUCCUCCAAACCCCAUCCAAUCUGGUUCAAAGUCUAUGCAAGAUGGCUGGGGGGAUAAAGAGGCCUCUGUGGCUGCCUCGCGUCACCCAAGCUGGGAGGAGGAGGAGGAAGGAGGCGGCGGCGGCAGCAGCGGCGGCAUGUGGAACAGCCCCGGCUCCCAAGGAAGCAGCUCGUCUUGGGGACAAGGAAGCAAUGGGGGCUGGGGGCAGACCCACCCUGGGAAGAAACCCACCAGCAAGGGUUCACUGAAGGUCGGCGGAGGAGACUCGUGGAUGAGCCCCAUCAACAAGCAGUUCUCUAACAUGGGGCUGAUGAAUGAUGAUCCCGGGAGCCAAAACAUCGACUUGUCUCUGGGUUCUCUCCAGGAGAAGAAGAUGGAUAUGGAGAAAAGAGGCAUGGGGAUGAACGAUUACAAUGGAGACAUAAGGAAGGGAGGAAGAGGAGGAGGAGCCGGGAUGGCUUAUCGUCCACCUGGUUCCAAAGACGCAGCACCUGGGGACGCUGGGUCCUACUACGACAAGACCUUGCCUUUGACCAAUCAGGAUUGGUGCCUUGGGGAGGAGGGUCCUUGCUCUCUGUACUCACCACCCACUAUCUACAAGCCCCAAUCCCUCUUCAACCACAAUAUUCCCUUUAGACAAGGCGGUCACGGUAUCUUUGGCAGUAGUGGAGGGAUGGCUCAGUCAAGACAUCAGCCACCUGUCCCACCCAUAAACCCGUCCCCAGGGAUACGAGCGCAAGUGCCUCAUCAGUUCCUGUCACCUCAGGUGCCGGCCUCCGUGCUGAAGCAGAUGCCCCCUCCCAGUGGGAGCGUGGGGGGUGUUGGUGGCGUGGGAGGAGUGGCGGGCGUCGGGGGAGGUGUGUUCCCCCCACAGCUGUCUCCCCAGCAUAUUGCCAUGCUCAGCAGCAUCUAUCCACCUCACAUCCAGUUCCAGUUGGCUUGCCAGCUCCUCCUCCAGCAGCAGCAGCAGCCGCAGCAACAGCAGCAGCAGCAGCAACAACAGCAGCAACAGCAGCUGCUGCAAAACCAGAGGAAGUUCCCACCGAAUGUGCGGCAGCAGGCUGACCCUCAACAGCUGGCCAGGAUCAUGGCAGUGCUCCAGCAGCAGAGGCAGCAGCAGCAGGUCGGGGGUUUAGGCGGCAGCUCCAAGCUUUCCCCCUCCCACCAUGGGGGAGUUGGGGGAGUUGGUCCCAAACUGCUGGGCUCUGAUUCCCUGCCUCAUCCAGGCCUGGCGGGAACUGUGGCUGAUCUGCACCAGAAGACUCUUGGACCAUAUUCCGGAUUUGGAUCUGGGGUAAACCUCCCAGGUCUGGACCUGGGCGGCUCUGUUGGAGGGGGUCCUGGGGGCAUGAAGGACCUCGGGAUUCAGCAGCAGUCCCGUUUCAAAUGGAUGAUGGAGGGACAGUCUUCUCCAGACACCUCCUCACCCGACAACGCAUUCCACAAAAACGGUCCCGUCACCCCCAUGAAGAUGCCGGGGGGCUCGCCCUACUCCCAGUACGACAUGAUGGUUGGGGACGGGCUGGGAGACAACUGGCAUCGCACCCCCGGCACCAAGAUGGGUACCAAGCCCCCCACCACGCCCAGCUGGCCCCCUGAGUUCCAGCCCGGUGUGCCCUGGAAGGGAAUCGACCGCGUCGACCCUGACUCCGACCCUUACAUGACCCCAGGGAGCAUGAUGGGAAACGCAGUGUCCCCCAAUCUCAACGAUACCGAGCACCAGUUGUUACAAGACAAUACAGAUUCCACCCCUCCCCUCAACACCAUGCUGCCUUCACCUGGUGCCUGGCCCUACAGUGCCUCAGACAGUCCCCUCAACAAUGCACACAACUCAGUAAAGUACACAGACUACAAGACCAGCUGGCCCCCAGAGCCCAUCGGACACAAAUCCUGGAAAGCGACCCGUGGCAGCAGCCAGAGCCAGCUGUCCCGCCCACCUCCAGGACUCGCCAGUCAAAAGCAGCCAUCGCCUUCCAAUUGGUCUGGAGGAGCCCCUCGAUUGGCUGGCCGGGGCUGGGGCGGCGGCUCUAGCACCGCUGCCUCAACCUGGAGUGAUGGCAGCUCUCGGGAAAGCUGCUGGUUGGUGCUCAGCAACCUCACACCACAGAUCGAUGGCUCCACUCUGAGGACCAUCUGCAUGCAGCAUGGCCCCCUGCUGACCUUUCACCUUGGCCUGACCCAGGGCACCGCUCUGAUUCGCUACGGCUCCAAACAGGAGGCGGCCAAGGCCCAGAGCGCACUCCACAUGUGUGUUCUGGGUAAUACCACCAUCUUGGCGGAGUUCGUGAGCGAGGAGGACGUGGCUCGCUACAUUGCACAUUCCCAGGCAGGAGGAGCGGGCAGCGGAGGAACCACGGCCGGGUCCGCAGGCUCCGGGCCGACGGCCUCCUCCACAGUGGGGUCCAACGGUAACGGAGGGAGCUGCGAGAGAGGCGUAGCGGGAGGAGGAGGAGGAGGAGUAGAAGGAGGAGGAGGCUCCGCAGCUGGAGGAGCAGGAAACGGAGGAUCCGGGCCUUCCAGCUCCGGGUGGCAGAGUCUGGACAGCACGGGCAGCUCAUUGGACCAGUCCGGCGCCCAGGGGCCCGGGCUGGGCAUCUUCGCACAGUGGAGCAGCAACGGGACCGGGAUGGGCGGGGCCGGCGGCGUGGAGGGCGGGAGGCAGGGUCUGUGGGGGGGCAUGGGGGGGAUGAGCGGGGCGGGGUACCCCAGCAGCAGCAGCCUCUGGGGUUCCCCGGCACUUGACGAUCGUCACCAGAUGGGCAGCCCCGCCUCGCUGCUGCCCGGGGACCUGCUGGGCGGGGGGGCCGACUGACACACACACACACACACAUUUUACACCCAAGUUGUAAUACGUAAUGCCACGCUCUCUUCAUUUACACAUAGAGAUGACAUGAAUUAAAGCUCCAUUGGUCACCCAACAUGCAGUACAUGCACACAUCGCCCUCACACACACACACACAUCGAACCGCUCGACUUUAAAUGAAGACGACAGUAAAACUUGAACCGGGGGAAAAAGGUGAAUCCAUUAAACUGUUUAGGACUCAUCUGGAUAGCUCUCUUGUCUUUCACAUCCCACCAUCUGCAUUCAGAGACCCGAUCACUCAGGCAUGCACUGUCGACCGGCUCAGCCAGAGUCCUACGCGUCAACAAGUUUAGCUCUUGCUGUUUUUAGUGUGCCGCAGUUUAUUUUCUUUUUGUAUUUGCUAUUUAAAGGGUCGAAUCUCAAAAAAAAAAUCCGACUUGCAGACUGAGCGCUCGUAGACCUGGCUGGCGUACUUCUAAGUUCUCGUGUUUUUGGAAGUUUUUAGAGCGAGGAAAGGAAUCUGGAGUUUGUCACAACAAAAAAAUGGGGGACGGCGGCGCCACACUACUGAGUCAAAUGGACCAUCGGCAACCUUUUUGAGAUCUGAAAAAAAGAGGAGGAGAGCGUUUUUAGUACCGGCGCCUCUACCGUGGUGGAAAUAUGCCAUCAACAUGGGACCCAGGGUCAAAGAAAAGAAAAACCGAAACAACAUUAGCCAAACUUGCACUAUAUGCCUCUGGGUUUGUUGUUGAUGACGAAUCCUCCACAAAUCCCUCCAUGUUUUGUUGUUUUUUUGAACCGGCUUCAGCUCCACGGACCGUACAGGAAGUCCUAAUGUUACAACAGCAGUGGCCUUGGCUAACAACCAGCGGUCGCACACCCGCCAUGUCAGCAGCCUUCACACCUCCUCAUCACUUACACACUGCUCUUAUAUUUGACAAGCAAAAUUGUAUCUCCUUGUUGACGUACGUCGGUUGUUUAUCAUUUUUGCUUUAAAAGAGAAAAGUGUGAAACUUUGUCCUUUUUCUCCUCCCCGUUCAAAACACUGACCUCGCUAUUGUAUUUGUUUCUUACUCGAGAAAUCAAGUUGGUUAUUAUAUAUUGUCACGGCGUAAAUGAUGACUAUGAUCACUUGUUUACUCGCUGUACAAGGUGCCCUCCCUCCAGCCUGUGUGUGCAUGAACGGAGUGAUGACAGUACGCCUGGAGGAGGACGUGAUGAAGAUAUUAAUGACGACGAUAUCCGGAGUGUCUGUGUUAAUUAAUACAAUGUGGAAUGUUUUUUUGUCCAUGAGAGAUUCAUGAUAAAUCUGUGUGUGUGUGUGUGCUUGCGAACACUUAUCUGCUCCAGUCAGGGAAGUGAAACGAUGUUAAUCUGACGGCUUAUAUUUGAGAGAAAGGGUGUGUGUGUGUUUGUGUGCUUGACUGUCUGGAUAUUGUAAUAGCUAAAGAGUUUAAAAAACAACAUUGGCACUAUUGCAUAUGUCUCUUAAGUUGUUUUUUUAGCAGCAUUUAUUUCCCGUUUGUGUUUUUUUUUUUUUUUGCCAAAUGCAAUAACAGAAUAUUUUCUUUUUAAGACGAAGCAACCAACUGAAGGCAUUUCUAUUACGAUGCCAAAUCCUUAGCAUACCAAGCUGAGCUGGAACAGUGUUUUACAGACACGUUAAAGACAUUUACCUGUUAUGUUUGUUUCUUUUUUGUUAUGUAUCAAUCUAAAUUAAGUCAGUCCUUAUUAUCACUCCUGUUCAGGAUGUUUUCAUUUAUUUCAGAUGUUACAAAAAGAAGAGGAAAUUAAUUUAAAGCAGAAAAGAACAAGAUAAUAAAGGUUGAAUUGAA
Messenger RNA from Pseudoliparis swirei, 8689 nucleotides. RefSeq names its product trinucleotide repeat containing adaptor 6Ba (gene tnrc6ba). Lineage: Eukaryota; Metazoa; Chordata; Actinopteri; Perciformes; Liparidae. The coding region runs from base 330 to 6863 and encodes 2177 amino acids. Gene Ontology annotation, molecular function: nucleic acid binding. The record is from RefSeq and is a predicted model, not a curated record. Gene Ontology annotation, cellular component: P-body; nucleoplasm. Gene Ontology annotation, biological process: miRNA-mediated post-transcriptional gene silencing; positive regulation of nuclear-transcribed mRNA poly(A) tail shortening. The transcript is spliced from 23 exons.